CCCCUCCUCCCAGCCCCGGGGGCGACUCCGGAGCCUUCUGUCCGCGCCGCUGGGAGCCCGGGAUCCCGAGAUCCUGAGACUCCGAGACUGAAAGACUCUAAGGUAACCCUGAGAGAUCUUGCGACACGUACCCCGAGAGCACACGGACCCUGAGACGCUGAGAGACAACGCAGGCACCCCCAGACAGAGAUACUAAGGGAGACACAAGAGACCCUGAGACACAGGGACCCUGAAGAAAGACUGAGAGACCCCUGAACGGGAAAAGAGCGCAGGCCGAGGCUGUGGACUCCCCGAUGAAUAGGAUGAAGGACUUCAUCAAAUGUCUUGCUGAAAUCCAAACAUAAUAUGGCAUUCUUCUGACCUACCAGCCCAAUAACCCUAUCAAAAAGGUCUGUCUGGCAAAACGUGUCCUGGAUGAAAAUAGCAAAGAGUGGCAGUGGUGCAGCAGGACAAGAUACAGGACGUCUAAGCAAAGAGUGCGGGCGUUGGGGCCCAAAGUGGAAGGAGCACUAGGGACAAAUACAGCCCAUUCAUGCCGACAGCUGAUGAGGCUGGGAAGCAGCAUACAGGGCCUGAGGAGGCAGACAGGCCCCCAUCUAUGUCCCGAAAUGACCCAGCCCCUUUGGCUCCUUCCCGGCCCAAUGCCUGCUGCUUCUGCUGGUGCUGCUGCUGCAGCUGUUCAUGGAAUGAAGAUCGGCAGCGGGCUUGGAAGACCUCUAGAGAGACCAGACUGGAGACCAUUCCCAACUGUGAAACUUGCACCAAGCCUAGCCAAGAGGAGGUCCAGAGCUGGGCAAAGUCUUUUGACAAGUUAAUGAAGAAUCCUGCUGGCCGCAAUGUGUUCCGGGAGUUCCUUCGUACAGAAUACAGUGAGGAGAACAUGCUCUUCUGGCUGGCCUGUGAGGAGCUCAAGGGAGAAGGCAACAAGCAAGCCAUCGAUGAGAAGGCUCGGCUUAUCUACGAGGACUAUAUUUCCAUCCUCUCUCCCAAAGAGGUGAGCCUGGACUCCAGGGUACGAGAGGUCAUCAACAAAAAGAUGCAAGAGCCAUCAUCCCAUACAUUUGAUGAUGCCCAGCUCCAGAUCUACACCCUCAUGCAUAGGGACUCCUACCCUCGCUUCCUGAACUCAGCCUUCUACAAAGCCCUGCUUCUCAGCACCUCGAGAUCCUCCUCUGAGUCUUAGGGCAGCCUUCCCUCCCCAUGGAAGGGAUGAGGGCAGCCUAGACUCUUAGCUCUACAACACCUAGAGGGACGAGAUCUGGCCACUUUGGAAAAUGGGACCAAAGGGGCAGUUAUGCCUGUGCCCCCACUCUUAGAGAAACCUCAAGCUUUUCCACACAGAAUUGUCCUCUGUCCCUUAAGGUUACUGCCCACUACCUGUACUACAGUGUUGGACCAAGUUAUCUUCACAACCUCAGGCCUGACUUCUCGUUAAUAAUAACAGCUCCCAUUUCUAUAGCACUUUAUGGUUUACAAAAGUGCUGUCCUCACAACAACCCUGGGAGGUAGGUAUUGCAAGUAUUUUCCCCACUUUACAAUUCAGGAAACUGAGGCUUUCGAAGAAGUUACAUGACUUGGCCCGGGUUACAUGGUUAAUUAGUGGCAGAGCAGAGACUCGAACUCAGGUCUUCUGACUCCAAGUCCAGUGCUCUUUCCACAACACCACAAUGCCUCUUUUACUACUGAACCCCCUCACAGGGACCCCCAGGGCUCUCAGGGCAGAAUGGGGCAGUGGAGGGUGUUAUAGGGCAGGAGGACAGCCCUAACCAGCAGAAUCUGCUGCUUUUCUUUUUAAAUGGUCACUUUAUGCUCCCUCCUCUAGUCCUGUCUUCUGGCCAACAGCCUCCCCCCAGGAAGGGAAGGUUUAGUAUUAUUUUUUUUAGUCUCUGUAUAAAGAAGUGUCAAGUUUACAUUGCCCUUGCUGAGGCCAGCACCAUGCUGAUAGUGACACUGAACUCGGGGAUGUAGAGGGUUGAAGUCCUAAAGGCCUCCCUCUCUUUAGCCUCCCCCCACCCAUCUCCAUGUUUAAGUGUAGUUUAAAAAAUUAAGACAAGGACCAAGCCCCUAAUACUACCCAACACCCACUUCUGUCCCUAGAGCAGCAGGAUUCUGGUAGGAAGUAGGUAAGACAGACAUGUACUCAAGCUAAGGUUGUGUCUUCCCCCAGAGAAAGGUCCCCAGGACAGUACCCCCACCACACCUCAGUUUCCUAGUGGUAAUUUCUUGUGGCUUUGAGAUCCUGCCAUGCCCAAGUGACAGAAACUAUCUAUCCCCAUUCCCUGCUCCCUCCCAUCUGUCCUCUUUAAAGCCCUGGAUAAAAAAAGGAGAGAGCCCUGGGGAGGCAGAGAAAAAUUGCUAAGGAGAAAGGGGGAGGAGGAAGAAUGAUCCUGUAAUAGAGGCUCUGCCCAAGCCCUGAGCUGAGAAGUCUUUCUUUCUCAUGCUGGUCAGCAGGGACUGGGUAGUUCUAACUAACCAUUUUUGGGUAAAUGCUUUGGCACUCCCUCCCCCACCCCCACAGUAGCCUCCAGUCAGGCUCCCUGUUUUCCCACCCCUACCCCCACCCUCCUCUUCUCUGUGGCCCUGGACUCCCUUCCCCCACUUCUUUACUGCACAUGGGUAGUGUCUCACACCUGGCUUACAAGGGGAGGGCUAGAAGCCAGCCAGGCUCUUGUCCACUUUAUUCCCCCUUCCAAUCCAAGCCAGCCUAGAGUCCUGUGCCAAAUUCUAAGAGGCCAUCAGAAAGAAAUCCAACCCUUGAGCCAGAUGAACCCAGGCCUCUGAAGAUACCUCCCUGGAGCUCUGAGCCUGAUCCUCGUAGACCCUGAUAACUUUGCUUGGGGAAACAACUUGAGCAGACUUUUUAUGGUGGAGGUAGGGUAAGGAAAGAGACCACAGGGCCAUUAAUUUAUAAAUGAAUAUACAGCUCCCUACCCUUCUCAGACUUGCACGGGAAGAAAAAUCUUUAAUGAGGAAUAUAUUCUCUGUAUGGAUAUAUUUUUGUAAGGUAAAAACCAUUUGCUCAAACUCAGGCUGUCUCUAGCAACACUCCCAACUCUCCACCCCUGUGCCAGCCAUUUCAGGAAGAAACCACUGAUCCCCUAAUCGAGCCCUAGAAAAUUAUUGGUCUCUCAAGUAUGUUUUGUAUUUUCAUAUCAUUUCUAAGUCUGCCAGGCUGUGAAAACAAUAGUCUUUCCUGUAUGUUUUAGGGGGGAAACCAUGGUUUUAAUAUUUAUCGCCCCCAAAUCUAGGAUGUUCUUUUUAUUGAAAAUAUUUUUU
Molecule: messenger RNA, 3276 nt
Organism: Trichosurus vulpecula (common brushtail)
Lineage: Eukaryota; Metazoa; Chordata; Mammalia; Diprotodontia; Phalangeridae
Gene: RGS19
Product: regulator of G protein signaling 19
Exons: 7
Coding region: 533-1183 (216 amino acids)
Source: RefSeq, a predicted model, not a curated record